CUAUCUUAAAAUAAUAAGAAAAUAAUCAAUUAAUAUGAAAGUUCAAAGUCACUCAGUAUUCUGCCGAGUCUCUUAUAAUUGAAAUAUUAUACUUAGUACAUGUGCUCUCGUUUUGGAACUUCAAGGAACCGGCAUCAGUUUUUCCACAAGGCACAAGGCACAAACGCGCGCAGCAUUAAUCAAUUGUGCGAGGCACUUCGGCUCUUCGGCGCACAAUUAGUUCAAUCAGGAAUCAUGUCCUACUACUCUGUCUUUGCAAUAACUGGAUAGAAUCAACCAAGGAAUCAACGAAGCAUUCAAUAUUCUACUUAUGUGUUAGUGAUUUUGCGAACUGGCUGCUGAGAGCUGUCAGCUAUCACUUGACGGCACAGCACUCGGAGUCGGAUAUUGGAAGCGGCCAUCUUGUGUUAUAUUGAAUAUGGCGGGAACUAGUACUGAGCAAGACACUCGCUUCAGCGACAAGGAAAAGAAGCUAAUGAAGCAAAUGAAGUUUGGUGACUGUUUGACCCAGCAGGUGGACAUGUCCAAGGUGAAGCUGGAUGUUUUGAAGCCAUGGAUCACUCAGAGGAUCACUGAAAUACUGAAGAUGGAAGAUGAUGUCGUCAUUGAAUAUGUCAACAAUCAAUUGGAGGAAAAGUUUCCUUGCCCCAAGAAGAUGCAGAUCAAUUUAACGGGAUUUCUCAAUGGGAAGAAUGCGAGGCUGUUUAUGGGGGAAUUGUGGGAGUUGCUGCUGAGCGCCCAGGCCAGUGAAAAUGGUAUACCCGAAUCGUUCACUCAGCAGAAGAAAGAAGAAAUCAAAAAGAGGAUGGAAGAGCAGCAAAAGGACAAGGAGAAAGACAGGGACAGGCGUCGCUCGCGGUCUCGCUCGCGCUCGCGGCGGUCGCGCGACCGGCGCCGCUCCAGGUCCAGGUCGCGAGAUCGAUCCAAUGACAGGAAGUAUCGCAGCGGUGGCAGCCCCCGUCGGGGCCGGCGCAGGUCACGAGACCGCAGUCAGCCGAAGACGACUCAUGUCGAUGAAAUCAAACUACCAGAACCAAAAGAAAACGGAAAAUCGCCAGAGAAGCAAGAAGAAGUGGAAGUUAAAGAAGAGAAUCACGUGGAGCAGAACAACCAUCUCGACGAGUCGUCGAAGGAGGAGCCAGUCGCGGAGGUUCAAGAUGCCGAAGAGAAGAAGGAACCCGCCAAGUCAAGAUCUGCAUCGCCAGCUCAGUCCGCAACUGAAAAGGAGAAUGAAGAAAAGCCAGCUGAGAAGAAGCAUCGUUCAGACAGUGAACGCCGUUCAUCGUCGGCGUCUUCACGGGGAAGUAUUAAAAAGCCAGCGUCACACAAGAAGCGUCACUAUCGUUCCAACAGAGACUCUUCUACCAGCGUCAGUCCGCGUCGUAGCUCUCGUAGAGAAAGGAGUAAGUCUCGUCACCGCAGCAGCCGCAGGCGAUCCAUCGAGCGGCGCGAGCGAGACCGCGAGCGGGAACGGGAGAGGGAGAGGGAAAGAGAGAGGGAACGCAGGCGCAGGGAGCGAGAGAGGAGAGAAAGGUCACGCGAACGUCGACGAUCGCUUGAAAGACGUAGAAGGUCCCGUUCACGCUCUCGACGACGUUCUAGAGACAGGUCGCGCGACCGCCGUCGCUCGAGGUCGCGCCGCCGCUCGCGCUCGCUGCGCCGCUCCGGGCGACGGUCCCGCGACAGGCGCUCCAGGGACAGGCGCUCGAGGGACAGACGGUCCAGGGAUCGAUCCAGGGAUAGGAAAUCAAGGGAUCGCACUAAGGACAGAAGGUCAAGGGAUAGGAAGUCCCGUGACAGGAGAUCUAGCGACCUCAUUAAAGAGCGUUUAGAGAAAUCUGUUUCUAUUCCGCGUAAAGAAAAUCUAGACAAACUUCGCCCCAAGUCAAUAGAGCGGGUUUCUUUACCGCGAGAAGAAGUAAAGGUUCAAGUAUCUAGUUCAAGUCGAGAGUCGUCAGUUGCUAAUGAUAAAUCUGCCUCUCAGGAAGAAAAUGUGGUAAAAUCUACUCACUUGUCUGAUGAAGACGACUUUAUUCCUAUACCUACGUUGAGAGAAUAUUCAAGGAGCCUCAGUCGUACUCCGUCGCCUUUCGUAAGGAGACAUAAAACAUCUAAGAAAUCAGAUAGAUCCGCGGAUGAGGCGUCAGAAAAAGAACAGGAACAACAAGAAUCCAGAAAGCAAGAAGUCGAAGAAAUUAAGAAACCGAAACGGAAAGCAAAGCAAUCGGAGUCUGAAAGCGAAAGUAGUGAAGAGGUACCUAAGUCGAAAGGUAAGGCCAAACUAAAGCGUAAAGAAAAAGCCACGUCAAAAAGGUCUAAAAAAUCCAAAAAAGAAACUUCUUCUAGUGAUAGUGACUCUGACGAUUCUUCGUCCAGCGAUUCAGAAGAUGAAAGGAAAAAGAAAAGCAAGAAGACUUCCAAGAAAAAGUUGGCAAAGAAAUCUCGCAAGAAGAGGGCUCGUUCCUCGAGUUCUGAUUCUAGUUCUGAAGAAGAGGUGAAACAUAAGAGCUCUAAAUCCAAACAAAAGAACAUUCCAGAAGAGUCGGAUAGUGAUAAAAAAGGAAAGAAACGUAAAGAUUUAAGUAUGGAAAGAUCUAAAUCUGACAAAGGAGAUAUUAAGCAGAGCAAGUCUAAGAAACCUGAAAACUCAGAAGACUCAAAUGAUGAUAGUUCGGAGAGUGAUGAAAAAUCGAACAGAAAGAAGAAUAAGCAUGAAUCAUCAUCAGAAAAAGAUGUACGGCGUAAAAAAGCCGAUGCUGCCAAAGCAAUUUCCCCCGAAGUGUCAAAAUCGCGACGGGAUGAUAAAUCUGGAAAACCGAAGCAAACCGAGGAGAUAAAAUCAAAAUCUCGCGAUGACUCUGAAAAGAAGGGUAAAAAACGUGAAAAGGAAGAUUCAUCUUCAGACAGUGAUCAAGUGGCUAAGAAAAAAGCGAGGAAGAAAGUAUCCGAGUCAGAUUCUGACUCUGAAAGUGAUGAGCCCAAAAAAUCGAAGAGGGCUAAAAAGCACAAGAAGCAUUCAAAGAAACAUAAGAAGCAUAAGAAACAUAAAAAGGCAUCAAAAAAGAAGGACGAUUCUUCUGAAAGUGAGGAGGCGGAAGAGGAAGAUGAGGGAAAAGUCAACAAUGAGGAUUUGGAAAAAAAGCUUCGCGAAAGAGCUCUUAAGUCUAUGAAGAAACAAACUAGUGUUUCUGGAUCCGACUAAAUUAAGUUUUAUCUAAAUUUAAAUAUUUUGAGUAUUUAUACUUAUGUAUGUUGCGUACAAACAAUUUAUGAAUUUGCAACAUAAUGUCUUGUAUGAUCCAUUUCAUAGAAAAGAUACAAAUUUUACUUUAAAUGUUUGUACCCACCUCACAAGUGUAGACGUAAUAUUCUGAUUUACACUGUCAACAAGAAAAUGGAAACAUGUAAUUUUUAAGUAUGACUAUUUCUUCGUUAGUAAUAAAGUUUGCAAAAUAGAAA
Molecule: messenger RNA, 3459 nt
Organism: Colias croceus (clouded yellow)
Lineage: Eukaryota; Metazoa; Arthropoda; Insecta; Lepidoptera; Pieridae
Gene: Srrm1
Product: peptidyl-prolyl cis-trans isomerase G-like
Exons: 14
Coding region: 419-3202 (927 amino acids)
Biological process (GO): regulation of mRNA splicing, via spliceosome; mRNA processing
Cellular component (GO): spliceosomal complex
Molecular function (GO): RNA binding
Source: RefSeq, a predicted model, not a curated record